Salvia miltiorrhiza (redroot sage) is the source of this 1813-nucleotide messenger RNA. RefSeq lists its product as uncharacterized. Lineage: Eukaryota; Viridiplantae; Streptophyta; Magnoliopsida; Lamiales; Lamiaceae. The transcript is spliced from 17 exons. The record is from RefSeq and is a predicted model, not a curated record. The coding region runs from base 313 to 1560 and encodes 415 amino acids.
UCCACCAAAAGCUUCAGUUAUAUCGCCGAUGUCACAAUCCGACGUCGUUAACUACCUCGCCUAAAAUUUUCAGGUGCCUUUCAUUCCCAUCUGUUCUCUCUCUCAAAUUUCUCACACUUGGUAGUUGGUACAAUCAUUUUGGAUUAAUAACAAUUUGUACACAAUCUGAAGCUCAAAAAUUGCAACGAGUUGCGAUUUUUCUCUGGCGAAAUUCGGGAUGACGAAUUAUUUAUGGCUCUAGUUGAAUCUUGAUAUGAAUUUUUGAGCUGGAAAUUUGGUUAACUGGAGUUUUUAGAUAGUGUAUGUGAUCUCAUGUUGAUUUCGGGCAGGACAGAUUUUUCUGCUGAUGCGAUGCAUGGAUUAUUGGCUGCAGUAAUUACUGCUGCUAUUUUUGGCGCAAUUGGAGCCGGUUGUGUGGCCGUACCAAGUACUAGUUGCUACGUCCUCGAUAACACCAGCCAUAUUUAUGAUUUUAGUACUUUGGUUGGACAACUUUUCGAGUAUGACGAUGAGAAGGAUCCAGAUUUGGUGGUACGGUUCUGUAAAGAUAUCGAGACUAGAUCCCAGCCGGGAUAUGUAGAUUUUGGAAGAUAUGAUAGUCUCAAUUAUUUUAUUGCCAGUGCUGGUCGUGGUAACUUUCUUCAGGAAUACUUUAAUGGUGACAUAAGGAACUGUGAGAAAACUUACGAUAAACUGGGACGCACGGCUCAGGUAAAUAUAAUAUGUGGAAGUUGUCCGAAUGGACAAUGUGUAGGUGGACUUGGAUGCAUCUGCAAUGUUACAUAUGAAUCUCCUUGCAGAGUACUCAUUGAUCUCGCCCUACCAUGUGUGAAGCCAGGCUUGCGUGUAUUUGAAGGCUUUACAGUUGGUUUUCAUCCACGGUCAUGGGAAGUUGUCUAUAAUGGCCUGACACAAGUGGGUUAUGAAAAGGUUUAUGAUGAAUUUAGCUUCAGCACUGAGCAAAGAGAUGUAACCCUAUACCUGACAGCAGUUGCUUCCCUCUCGAGUUUAGUGCAGAAACCCACAAUCAAGAUUUCUCCGAAGGAAGGAUUAAAUGUUAAGUUGUCUGGCUCAGGAGCAAAAGGCAGCCCACCAACUACUUUGUCUCCCACAAUGAUAACUGUAGAUUGGAGAUGUGUAAAGGCCCGAGACACACCUUAUGAAGUUGAUAUUACAAUCCCAGUAGAGAAUUAUGCUCCAGUUCAGUUUACUUUUGCAAAGUUAUGCGAGCACAGUCAGGACGAACGUGGCCAAUCUAUGCGAGGAUGGGGUAUAUUUGGAAUACUCUCAUGCAUAUUAAUCGUUGGUUUGACACUCUCAUGCGUGGGAGGUUUCAUUUAUAGGACGCGAGUGCAAAACCUGCGUGGGCUCGAUGCUGUCCCUGGCAUGGCUAUAUUAUCGGCAUGUUUGGAAACUGCAAGCGGAGGCGUGGGUGGACCUAGGUAUACACGCCCGGGCGACGCAAAUGAUCCUUUCGUAAAUCAAGCUACAUGGGAGGAGCAGUCAACUUCUACUCGUCGCACUACGCCAACGAGUGAAAGAACUUACGGGUCGAUCUGAUUCUGCAUCCAAAUUCUCUACCAUAAUUUCUUCUCCAGCUUAUUGCCUUCUUUUUAAGUAAUUAUUUGUUUCGAAGCACCCCAUUUUGUUUUAAUUUUAGGUUGCUAUUUCAGACUCUACAUACAAUGUCGAAUGGAACUAAUCUUAGUUGCAAAGAUGAUAGCAUUAUAGCAAAGGUAGAAUUCUUCAGUUUCGUGUGUACAUUUAUUCAUUUAAACUAAAUAUUUAUGCAAAUUACGCAAGUAAAGAUCAA